UUUUCAGUCAUGUCAAUGUCACCUCAAUUGCGCCUGAAUUGAAUACACUUGUGGUGAGUAAAUAGCGUGAUUUUCAUUUGAUGAGUAAAUUUACUUCGAGCAAUUACCUUUGAAUAAGUCAUCACGCACCUAAUGCCAGUCAACAGAAUAAAGAGUUAUGACGCUUGAGCGACUCCUCCAAGUGUUUCAAUUAUUAGAUAACCGAUACCGCGCCAACUGAUUGAAAUUCAGCGGAGCUUCGCCCCAAAGUGGUGUCACAACGCCGGCCUUCGGCAAAAAUACUUAAACCCCCUUGCCUCCAAACCAACCUCAGUCCGGCCCAGCUCUAUAAUGGUGCAGGCCCGAACGGCCGACCUGGUGCUAACAGCGCGCGAUGCCUUCAACAAAGGCUUCACCAAGAACAUGCGCUACCGCGUCAAAAACCUCAAGAACUUCAUCAAGUUCCUGGAGGAGAACGAGACCGCGAUCGUGGAGGCAAUGUCCGACGACCUCCGCAAGCACCGGGAGGAGGCCCGCCUUGAGGUCUUCGUGGCCAUAAACCACCUCAAGUACCUCAUCGACAACGUGCGCACGUGGUCGGAGCCCGACCUGGCGGCCAAGCGCUGGACCGACCUCCUGGACGGCCUGUACAUCUACCACGACCCCUUGGGGGUGGUCCUGGUCAUGGGGGCGUGGAACGUCCCGCUGUUGACCCUCGUUCCGGUCACAGGCGCCAUGGCCGCCGGCAACUGCGUGGUGAUCAAGCCGUCGCACACUUGCCCCAGCUUUGGCAAAACGCUGGCCCGGCUUUUGCCCAAAUACAUCGACCCCAUUUGCUACCCCGUCUUCCUGGGCGGGGUCGAGGAGACGAACGAGUUGCUGGAGCAGCGAUUUGACUAUAUUUACUACACAGGGGGUGCGACCGUGGGCAAAAUCGUGCACAGGGCGGCCAAUAAAUACUUGACCCCCAUAACUUUGGAACUAGGGGGGAAGAACCCGGUUUUUGUCGAUGCGAGUGCCGAUUUGGAACUGACAGCGACUCGGGUCAUGUGGGGCAAGUGUUUCAACUCGGGCCAGGCGUGCAUCGCCCCUGAUUACGUCCUGUGUACGAAACAGGUCGAGAAGGAAUUUAUCCAACACGCCCGAAGUGCUUUGACCAAAUUUUUCAACAAUGACCCUAGGUGUUGCCCCAUCGUCAAUGAUUUUCACUUCAGAAGGCUUCAGAAAUUGCUCAGGGGGCUCAAUGUGGUGAUCGGGGGGCGCGUGGACCCCCUGGACAAUUACAUAGAGCCGACGGUUGUCACAGGGGUAACUCCAGCCGACCCCAUCAUGCAAGAGGAAAUUUUCGGACCAAUCUUGCCAAUUAUCACAGUUAGUGAUUUUAAGGACGCUGUGAAUUUUAUCAACAAGGGCGAAAAACCCCUAGCUUUGUAUGUUUUUACGAAAAAUGCCGUGGUUAGGGAUUAUAUCAUCGAUAAUACUUCUUCGGGUGGUGUUACAGUCAAUGACACGCUCAUGCAUUUGAUUGUUGAGAGUUUGCCGUUUGGAGGAGUGGGUUUGAGUGGAAUGGGGUGUUAUAAAGGAAAGGAUAGUUUCGAUACGUUUGUUCAUAAGAAAAGUGUGUUGGUGAAAAAUUUUAGCAGGAUUAUCGAGAAGGUGAAUGAAAUGAGGUAUCCGCCGUAUUCCAGUCGGAAAACUGAUAUUUUGGCGUUUUUGCUGAAGUACAGGAGAGGGCUGUCCUGGAUCUGGGUGUUUUAUUUCUCGGUUUUUUUGAUCGGGUUUCUUGUAGGUUUUCUAUUUUUUAAUUAUUUUGCCCUAGUUCACUAUAUGAAAUAAUACUUACUGUAGAAAAGUAUAUUAUCUAAAAUAAAGCGAUGUUUUUUGUUUUUUAUACUA
Messenger RNA from Tribolium castaneum (red flour beetle), 1875 nucleotides. RefSeq names its product aldehyde dehydrogenase family 3 member B1. Bases 331 to 1815 code for a protein of 494 amino acids. The record is from RefSeq and is a predicted model, not a curated record. NCBI's taxonomy places the organism in Eukaryota, Metazoa, Arthropoda, Insecta, Coleoptera, Tenebrionidae. Gene Ontology annotation, cellular component: cytoplasm. The transcript is spliced from 2 exons. Gene Ontology annotation, biological process: aldehyde metabolic process. Gene Ontology annotation, molecular function: aldehyde dehydrogenase (NAD+) activity.